CAGUCAAUAGGAAAUUGAAUGCGCAUGCGUAGGUAUGUAAGUUUAUUCCCUGUCAAACAGUGUUUGGCGCGUACUCUGUAUGUUGCGGUCGCUGAACACAAUGAAAUUAUUUUUCUCAUUAGUUGCUCGUCAGUUACCAAACAUUCGGCACGUAAACUUCUGCUCUUAUAACUUUGGUGAAUUAAAUAAUUUUGGAAAUGUCUAGCGGUAAAUUGGUAACGCAACGAGAAAUGUCUCGGCAGAAUGGUAUCGUACAACCCCUGUUAACUGAUUUAUAUCAAAUAACUAUGGCCUAUGCUUAUUGGAAGUCUGGCAAAGUCAAUGAUGUUGCAGUAUUCGAUUUAUUUUUUCGAACAAAUCCUUUUCAAGGAGAAUUUACAAUUUUUGCAGGCCUUGAAGAAUGUUUGAAAUUUUUGGAAAAUUUUCACUAUUCUGACAGUGAUAUAGAAUAUUUAAAGCAAACAUUACCUUCAGAUAUUGAGCAGGAAUUCUUUGAUUACUUAAAAGAUCUAACAUGUAAUGAUGUAAAGCUAAGUGCUAUUGAAGAAGGCUCUGUUGUUUUUCCAAGAGUGCCGUUAUUGAGAAUCGAAGGUCCACUCAUAAUAACGCAAUUAUUGGAGACAACGUUGUUGACUCUAGUUAACUUCGCAAGUUUGAUGGCCACCAACGCAGCUAGAUAUAGAAUGGUCGCUGGCAAAAACAUAUCCCUGCUCGAGUUCGGGCUACGAAGAGCUCAGGGGCCCGAUGGAGGCCUAUCGGCAUCCAAAUAUUCUUACAUCGGUGGUUUUGACGGCACUAGUAACGUGUUGGCUGGUAAAAUGUUCAACAUCCCAGUCAAAGGGACCCAUGCGCACUCAUUCGUGACGUCAUUCAGCACUCUGGACGACCUCCAGCACGUGACUGUGACGCAUCCAGAGACGAAAGCUCAGUACAACCUGUUCCAACUGUCUCUGGACUGGAGGAAGAAGCUAUCAACCAUCAUCGGAGUGUCCCCCGAGGAGGCCAGCGACGGCGAACUGGCCGCCCUCAUAUCAUACGCCCAAGCCUUCCCCUCAGGUUUCUUGGCACUCGUGGACACUUACGAUGUCAAGAGGUAUAAUUUUCAAGCCUUACCGACACGACAUAACGCCGGCUACAAUAGCAACUGUGGAUCCAAUGUUACGAUACAAAUACCGACUAUCCGUAGUACACGUGGAUAUAGCACGGUCGAACGCACACUGAGGAGUGGUCUGCUUAACUUCUGUUCCGUGGCGUUGGCAUUGAAUGAUUGUGGUCAUCGUGCUCUAGGAGUAAGAAUCGACAGUGGAGACCUGGCUUAUCUGUCCAUACUGGCGAGGGACACCUUCCGCCAAGUCGCCGAAUCAUGUCAACUACCAUGGUUCAAUGACCUCACCAUCGUCGCCUCUAAUGAUAUCAAUGAAGAAACAAUACUCAGUCUACACGAACAGGGCCACGCUAUAGACUGCUUCGGUAUAGGAACACAUUUGGUGACAUGCCAACGUCAACCAGCUUUGGGAUGUGUCUACAAACUGGUGGAGAUUAAUGGACAGCCGCGUAUAAAGCUCAGUCAGGACGUAGCCAAAGUCACCAUUCCUGGACACAAGGAGGGUUACCGCUUAUUCGGUGCGGACGGACACGCGCUUGUGGACCUGCUACAGAGAUCCAAUGAACGACCACCGGCCGUGGGGAGGAAAGUGCUGUGUCGACACCCCUUCCAGGAAGCCAAGAGAGCUUACGUCAUACCUAGCAAAGUGGAACAUCUCUAUAAGGUGUAUUGGAGCGAAGGUCGCAUCUGCACCGCUCCUAAGCCGCUGUCGGAGGUCCGUGAAAGAGUGCAAGCCUCCCUGAGGACGCUUCGACAGGAUAUCAAGAGGAAUUUAAACCCCACGCCCUAUAAAAUUAUGUUUCCCCAGGUCGCUGUCAGCGACGACUUGUACAACUUCAUACACGACCUGUGGCUGCAAAACGCCCCGAUCGGAGAGCUGUCAUGAGAACAGAACGGCGCUGUAUCAUCUAUUGAUGAAAUGGAAAAAAAAUCCGACCCUAUUACAAGAUAAAGGGCUCAUAGUAUAAUAAUAUUAAUAAAAUGCUUUAAUACACAAAACGCGUGUAGAUUAUAUAUAUAUAUAUAUAUUUAUAUAUAUAUAUAUAUAUAUUUAUAUAUAUAUAUAUAUAUAUAUAUAUAUAAUCACGUAUAAAGCACGUAUAAAUAAAAUGCUUGCAUGUUAGAUGCCUUUAAUUAAAUAUAUUAUAAGUUAUAAGUACAUGACGUCAGACGCUUUAUGAAACCACAUUUUUUGGUCUGCGAUAAGAUUGUUGGGUCUAUGAUAGUGGUACAUUUUUAACAUAUGUCCUUGACAUGUGAACUUGCCAUGUAUGUUGAGAUAAAUAAUAUUAUAUAAAACACACAAAAAUAGUAUCUAAUUAUUUUUUUAUAACAUUGAGCAUUGAUUUGUAGAUUUGUGAAAUUAAAAAAAAAUAUAUACAUAUAUAUAUCAGUCUAUUGUAAUUUUAAACGAUUUACACAUAUUAUUGACUGUGAUAGAUGUCCAAACAGGUUAAUUUCUUUUCUAAAUUAUGUCCCUAGUCAGUAUCUAAAUAUUAGAUUUUUUUUUCUUUUGAUCAUUAAUAAAUUUUAUUUUUAAUAUCGGUGCAUUCCAACAACAUUAGUACUAUUUGUGUAAAUAUUAUUUUAGAAUACACGUGUUUUUGUACAUCCACAUUAAAAUAAAUAAACUCCUAAUGUAUAACGGACGGGAACAAAAUUUUAAUAUAUAUUGUUUUUAAAUUAAAGAUUUUAUAUAAAACAAAAAAUUUUAAAUUUUGGCAUACAGCUAAUAGGGUCUAGCUAAAGUUUUAUAUCUUUCAAUAGAAGCGAUUUAAUUAUAUGUUGUGGAAAUUGCCUUAUUCGUCGUACACGCACGGCAUUUUUGUAACUUAUGCAUUAGUUCCUUAAAUUUAGGCAAAAAAUAUAACACUAAGGAACUUUUAUUUUACAUUAUAAGGUCACAUGAAUGUCAUGAGACAUAAUAUUAAAAUAAAAUUACUUAUAAGAGACAUUUCAAUACAAGCAAUAAAGAAUAACCAUAUAAGGUUUAAGUUCAGAAUGUUAGAAGAUCCCAAAGAAUAUGUAAUUUAAAUUAUGAUUAUAUAUUUCAAAUUUGUUAUGUUUUUAUUUUGAACAUUACAUUUUAUAAUUUCAUGUCAGAAAAACUUAUUUAAGAUAAGCGUACAUUUUGUAUUAAGAGAAUUUUUUUAUUAAGUAUAGUAACAUGUUUACUAUUAACAAACCUACACCCAUGAUUUUCUUACAUCUAAUACGUGAAGUGUAGUUAUAUAUUUCUGCUUUUAAUAUGUUUAUUUAUUAGAUAACUCGAAUUUUUUUUUACAUGUUUGUAUUUAUUUUCAUAAACAUUGUUUUUUUUCUGUUUCCAAGUUAAAUUUUUCUAUGUUUUGUUAGUGUAUGAUAAUUUAUUUUUGUUAAUGUUUAAUUUAACAUGAUUUUUCUUUGGUCUUAUAGAGAACAUGUUUAUUAUGUCCCGUAUGUGUAUAGAGAUUGAUGUUUCUGUCAUGAUAUCGCACAUAUUGUUUUGUUGGUGUGCAGGAAUUAUAAACAGCCUUUGAUUAUGAUUUUUAAUAAAGUUGAUUAAUAAAACUA
Messenger RNA from Danaus plexippus (monarch butterfly), 3658 nucleotides. RefSeq names its product nicotinate phosphoribosyltransferase (gene Naprt). The record is from RefSeq and is a predicted model, not a curated record. The transcript is spliced from 11 exons. Gene Ontology annotation, biological process: NAD+ biosynthetic process. Gene Ontology annotation, molecular function: nicotinate phosphoribosyltransferase activity. NCBI's taxonomy places the organism in Eukaryota, Metazoa, Arthropoda, Insecta, Lepidoptera, Nymphalidae. Bases 198 to 1991 code for a protein of 597 amino acids.